AUGGCUCCUCUCACUUCCCUGAGGCUUUUCUUGGGCCUGUUCCUGGUCCUGGGUGAAGUGUUCGCCAGCAUCCCUAGGAAGACCGUACAAUAUGACAAUGCUAAGAUUUUCAGAGAGAAUGGCAUUUCAAACUAUUCAACGAUGACAUUGAGAGAGGACCUGGGUGUCCUUGUCAUUGGUGCUAGAGACGCCGUAUACGCUCUGGACCUCGAGGACAUCUCCUCGAAAAAGGCUGGGGUCUACUGGCAGGUCUCAGAGGAGCAGAAAACGUCCUGCGAGAGCAAGGGAAAAAAUUCAAUGGAAUGUCAAAACUACAUCAAGACACUUCAGACUCUCCACGAUGGCAGGAUGUUGGUGUGUGGGACCAACGCAUACAACCCCACAUGUGACUAUAUGACCUACGCAAACGGAACGUUGACSCUGGAAGGGAAGAAGGAAGAGGGGCGAGGGAAAGUUCCCUUUGACCCCUUCCAGAGGUCAACCUCGGUCAUGGUUGGGACAGAACUAUAUUCAGCCACGGCGGUCAACUUCCUGGGUACUGAGCAGGUGUUUCAGCGUCACUCCUUCCCACCUAUCAGGACCGAACACAGACAGUCCUGGCUUAACAAGCCCUCCUUCGUACAGUUGGACGUCGUCCCCGAGAGCAUUAACAACCUCGAUGGGGACGACGAUAAAGUCUAUAUGUUCUUUAGCGAGGAGGCCAUGGAGUUUGACCUGCCAGACCAGAUCAGGGUAUCUCGUGUGGCACGGGUCUGCAAGGGGGAUAUGGGUGGUCAGAGGACCUUACAGCAAAAGUGGACGUCCUACCUGAAGGCCCGUCUUGACUGCCCGGUGCCCCUGGAACCUAGCCUGCCAGCCAUCAUUCAGGAUAUCUUCCUCCUGAAAGACCAGGAUUGGAGGAAGAGCGUGUUUUACGCUGUUUUCAGCCCGCAGACACCCACAUCGGAUCUCUCUACUGUGUGUGCCUUCAGCGUGGCUGACAUUGGGAAAGUCUUCGCUGAGGGUAAGUAUAUGACUCCGGUGACAAUGCAGUCAGAAACAAGGUGGGUUACCCACACCGAAGAGGAGCCUGUCCCACGACCUGGAACGUGUAUGAACAAUGCUGUGCGGGACCUCGGGAUUGAGCACUCGCGGGACCUCCCUGACAAGACCCUGCAGUUCGUCCGUGACCAGCCACUCUUGGAGGGAGCAGUGCCUCCGCUGACCGGGGGUCCACUGGUGCUGCAGAGGGGAGCCAGGUUGUCAGUGAUUGUUGUGGACAGAGUCAUGGCCGUGGAUGGAGAAAUCCACCAUGUUAUGUUUAUUGGAACAGAGGAGCGAAAGGUGCAGAAGGCUGUGCAGUACGCUGCUGGUGACACAGUCAUCAUCCAAGAGAUCCAGGUGUUCCAGACUCUGGAGCCAAUCAAAGUGCUGCGUCUCUCCUCUGGCACGGGACAGCUCUAUGCAGGCUCAGAGUCUGGAGUGGUCCAGAUUCCAGUUAGGGACUGUGGUCGGUAUGGGUUCUGUCUGGACUGUAUCCUGGCCAGAGAUCCUUACUGUGCCUGGGACACCACCUCAGCAACCUGCUCAUCUGUCCUCAACUUACCCACUGGCUCCAGGAACAUGUACCAAAGCCUUAUGCAUGUGGAUGCCUCGCUGUGCCCCCGAUCAGUCCCUGUGAAGCCACUUCCAUUACCAUUCAAUGUUGGGAGCUCCAUCCACCUGCCGUGCCAACCAGCAUCCAACCUGGCACAGGUGAGCUGGCACUUCGCUAGGCAGCCCCUCCAGCUGAGAGACAGGUACCAGAUGUUGAGCCAGGACUUGUUGAUAGUGAGUGCCGUAGCUUCAGACGCUGGUCGGUACACCUGCCAGAGUCUGGAGGAGGUCAAAGGUCGACUCUACACCAGGACAGAGGCUGCCUACAUCCUGCAGCCCACAAAGACUCUACUGGUCCUGCAGAUAUAUGUGGCUCUGCUGUCUGUGCUGCUGGGGGUUGUGGUCCUCUGGAGUGUCAGGAGARACUUCAGACUCAGGGUCAGAAUUCACCCAGCAGAACCCAGCCAGAACAACAACAACAACUGGAGGACAGACCCUGGUUGUGUCCCUGGGUCUGAAGUGAACAACAAUCACAUGUCACCGGUUAACAGCUCAUCUGACGCAGUUAUCCACAUGGGUGACAUCUGAGCUGGGACUAAUAACUGAGACUAGGGGUGCGUUCAAUUCGAUUCAACGUUUGCUAUGUUGCGUGACGGUUUGUACUGAACGACACGUUUCCCCAAAACGGUGCUCACCAUUCUUAGACAGCCUUUGAGGUACGUUCGCUCCCAUUUUGGUGGGUGUGACGAACUGUUGCCUGUUCAAUAAAGGGUGUGGACUAUUUGAAAUCUCUAAACAUGCGUAGCACACACCWUACAAUCUCCCUCCGGGCCACAACAAUCACACCGUUUUUCAGCGGGUUGUUCAGUACCGUUUCCGUUUGAAAUAAAAGUUGAACCCCAUUCUGCCGUACUGACAACACCCCUAGAAUCACCAGCACCAUUCUUUACUCAUUG
Salvelinus sp. IW2-2015 is the source of this 2531-nucleotide messenger RNA. Its product is annotated as semaphorin-4E-like. Gene Ontology annotation, molecular function: chemorepellent activity; semaphorin receptor binding. NCBI's taxonomy places the organism in Eukaryota, Metazoa, Chordata, Actinopteri, Salmoniformes, Salmonidae. Gene Ontology annotation, cellular component: plasma membrane. Gene Ontology annotation, biological process: axon guidance; neural crest cell migration; negative regulation of axon extension involved in axon guidance. The record is from RefSeq and is a predicted model, not a curated record.